Molecule: messenger RNA, 5290 nt
Organism: Synchiropus splendidus (mandarinfish)
Lineage: Eukaryota; Metazoa; Chordata; Actinopteri; Syngnathiformes; Callionymidae
Gene: rad51d
Product: RAD51 paralog D
Exons: 10
Coding region: 300-1301 (333 amino acids)
Biological process (GO): DNA strand invasion; reciprocal meiotic recombination; telomere maintenance
Cellular component (GO): replication fork; centrosome; Rad51B-Rad51C-Rad51D-XRCC2 complex
Molecular function (GO): ATP-dependent DNA damage sensor activity; ATP binding; four-way junction DNA binding
Source: RefSeq, a predicted model, not a curated record
UCUACGGUGGGCGGGAAAGUCGAUGGAAGUUUUCAGCCUUUUUAGACUUGUUGCGUUACUGGCGUCUCGCCCAGCGCCUUUUACACUUAUUGACGCGCCUAAAUGCAUCGUAUUCUCUGUUAUAUAUCUGAUAUAAAGCGUGUUUUGACGUGAGGUGCUUUUCCGUUUGACCUUGGCUCCGGAGUCCGUCUGAAAACCAAAUGCUAAGCUAAAAACAACUAGCUCGUUGCUCCACCACUGGUCCGUGUGAAGUUUAUGUUCGAUUAAUUCUCAUUUUAAGUUGUAAACGAGGGUGUCAGAUGGUGGUCCUGAGGGAAGGGAUGUGUCCAGGACUGGACGAAAGUCUGGUUCGAGACUUGCGGUCAGCGGAGAUUAAAACAGUGGAGGACCUGGUCUCGGCUGACGUAGAACGACUUGCCCAGAAAUGUUCCGUCUCAUAUAAGGCUUUGUUUGCCAUCCGCAGAGUUCUGCUAGCCCAGCACGCCGCCUUCCCGGUGUCGGCCGCCGACCUGUACCAGGAGCUGUUGAGCUCCACGGCGAUCCUCUCCACCGGACACCCGAGUCUGGACCAACUUCUCGGCUCUGGUCUGUACACUGGGGAGUUGACGGAGGUUUGUGGAGGUCCAGGAAGCGGCAAAUCUCAGGUUUGUUUCGGUGUCUCUGUCCACAUCUCGCUUCGUCUGAAGCAGCGUGUGGUCUUCAUCGACACCACGGGAGGUUUUUCAGCAACUCGUCUUCUUCAGAUGUUGCAAGCGGAGACCAGCAGUGAGGAGGAACAGACGGAGGCUCUUCACAGGAUCCACGUCUUCCGCGCCUUCGAUGUUUUCUCGCUUCUCGACCGUCUGUUCCAGCUGCAUGGCGGCGGAUUCAGUCAGGUGUGUGUGGGCGGCGGCUCCGUCAGGGCCGUGAUUGUGGAUUCGGUGUCCGCUGUGAUCUCGCCGCUGCUCGGCGCUAAACACGGUGAAGGGAUGUCGCUGAUGAUGCAAGUGGGCGGACCUCUGAAGACAAUAGCCAAGGACUUUAACAUGGCCGCUCUGGUGACCAAUCAUGUGACACGUAGCACCAGCGGCGAGAUGAAGCCGGGCCUCGGCAUGUCGUGGAGUCACGUCCCCAGAACCAGGAUCCUGCUGCAGAGACUCGACGGAUCAUGUUCUGCUCCGCCCUCCACCUUGAGAACUGGCACACUGAUCAAGUCGUCCAGACAGCCUUGUGGGACCAAAGUGGACUUGGACCUGCAGCAGUGGACUCAAGGGCCAGACAGGUUGACUGGGAAGAGGAAACUGGACCAGACGGAGCCAUGACUCAGAUGUUUGAUUCCUAAACAUCUUCAAUAUGGCCACCCUUCAGAACAUGGCGAGUCGUUUCAGGCAAACUAAGACCAAGUUUUUCUCUCCGACACCUCUUUUUUUAUUUGACUCACGUUUCUGUUCAAGAAAUUCUACAUCAGCCAAACUGAGAGUCUCAGCUCUGCUCAGGAUCAGAGCCUGAUCCGCGUUGUGGAUUAAAAACCCGAGUCAGUUAAAAAGCACUGUGGUGUUGGUCAGCAGGGCGGCACCACGCGGCGCUUCUUGAUACACUCCCAGAUCCAGUUCUCCGUCACUCUCUGCGCCCGGCCAUCCUUGUCCGGUUCCCCCAGCGUGUGCGUGGCUGAGCUGGCGUCAAAGUCAGGCACCAAGUCGCCAUCAUACGCCAGGAAGUAGCGGCGGAGCUUGUGGAAGUCCUGGAUGGAUUCAGGGAGGAAGAGUUUGACCCCGCUGAAGAUGUCCAGCAGCGUCUGGGUGGUAACACAAGUUUUUCGUUAAAGACUUGCAGUAACUUUAUAAUCCUCAUCGUCCUAAAGCCACACUAACUCAUAGCUCAAACCUGAACACGAAGGUCAAGAGUUUGAUCAUUCAACUCUAAAACUGAAUCAAAGCUUUGAUUCACAGUGAAAGAGAGACUCGUGAGGUGUGACUGGUGAAGUGGAGAAGAGUCGUCACCUUGUCAUUGCUCUUCAGCAGCUGUGCUGUAGGAACUUUGGGUUUGGUCCCGUUGCUGUGGACAGUUUCGAUCUUCUUCACCUGGAAACACAAAACCUCUUAACGCUGAAGCAUGGGCGAGACAAGUCGCACAGGGGGUGGUCGGCACCUUCUUGGCACUUGGAGCUUCAGCCGCAGGGGUACGAGGCUCGGACUUCACUGCUUUGGGUUUGGACGCACUGCUGACACCUGGUGGCGAGAGAGAGAGACGGGAGUGAUGCGGGAACCUCUAGUUCUUAGUGUGAGAGCCGCUUACUGCUCUUUUUUGGUGUGGCGCCCCCUUGUGACGUGUUGGGAGGAGAGUUGCCCCGGCUGUCCCCUGACGAACUCUUGUCGUCGUUGGUUCCUGACGGUCCUGCCGUCACUUGGAAGUCGCAGUUUUCCUUCGACACACGGAAGAGUUCCUGGCAGGAGAAGAAGAGUGUGACAAUCGGAAAAGGAGUAGUGUCAGGUAUGAUUUUUAUGUAUCAUGAUGAUAUGCUAACAUAAGGAGAAACAUUUUAGACUGCACAUCGUUGAAUAUAAAAAUUAAAAACUAAAAAUCGGCAACAAAAAGUGAUUCCGCCGUACUUUGAGCUGCGGUAGGUUGGUGGCGGUCUUCCAGUCUUUGUCGUCACGCACUCUGGUCAUGCGUGGGAAGCGAAUGGAGAUCCCGUCGGCCGUGUGCAUCUCUGACUUGGAGAACUCCGCUCCAGUGAUUUCCCACACAGGCGCCUCCUGAGUGAGGAAAAUAAAAACGGGAAAGUGCCGAGUCAGCAUGUUUAGGAUUAUGGUGUCUCAGCGGCAAAGCAGAUAAAACCGCUCUCAAAACUGAUCAGUGAAAUUAUGAAACAUCUUUCGCUGUGUUUUUUAAAACGUCUAGCUUUUAUUUGCCGAAUCAACUGCUGCAACCUGGCGCUCCUUUCUGGUCACAUUGAACGAUUUGCCACGUCCCACUGGGGAUUUACCCUUUUCAUUUCUUCUACUGAACCUGUUCUUCAAACUAACGCAGUUGGUAAUAGACAAAAGAAUAAGUGUGUUUAUGGAUGUAACGGUGUAAGACAUGGAGUGUGGCUGGAUACACCACCGUGUGAAGGUCUGUGUCGAAGACUGAGAAGCAGAUUCUCACCUCAGGGUUCCGAAUAAUGAAGUCUGGAUAGUAGUUCUUGAUGACCUUCAGCCAGCCGGGGAUUUUACUGGGGUCCUGCAGAAACAUGAGAGUCGGUCCAUUUCAAGGUUUCUAGACCUCCAGAGACUCUGGCUCCUCACUGACCUUGCUGAUCUUGAUGACGUCCAGUUCCUUCUGCAGCCGAGCCAACAUGGCAUCGUCGUAGCCGCCAGAACACUUGGUGACGGUGCACCAUUUCUUGGAGUGGGGGUCGUAGCAGCCCAUCAGGAAACUGGACAUGAUGCCCCCUAGGGGUGGAGGAGCAGCAAUCUACUGUUAUCUUGAUGGAGAGAAAACGCGGUGAGAAGGUUCCACCAACCGUUGGAUCCUUUCCCAUAGAAAGCUCCCAGAACCACCAGGUCCGCCGUGUCAGCCAUCGCUCCCUCAUUUAAGUAGUCCUUCUUCACCUUCAGCCAGUGCCUCUUGCCCGGCUCAUACGAACCCUGAGCAGAGAGCAGUUAGUAAAGACCUUCACUGUGGGCCUCAAGCCCUCGUCUCACCUUCACGUCCUUCAGCACCAAACCCUCGAGUCCCUCUCUGAUGACCCGAGUGAUCAUGUCGGCCAGAUCCCCUGCCCUCUGCCACACACACACAAAGUUGAAUUAUCUGCGGAGCUCCUGGGGGUCUGUGCAGCAGACUCACCGUCACGUGUUUCAUCUCAGAAAACAAAAUCCUGUUGGUCACCUCCACCAUGUUGUCGUGAAGGAACUUCCUGCGUUCGCUCAAAGGCCUGAACACAAACAUCAAGAAUUGAAAUGAAAAUUGAUUCCAAAGAUGAUGGAAAACAAUCCUCUCUACUGAGAAAUAUGACGUUCACACUGAGCUUCAUAUCCGUUGCGAGUAAUGAUGCAUGUGUCAUCAAAUGUCAAACUGUGACCUUAAAUGAGGCCCUCAUCUUGAUCUGCAGAUGUUACCAGUCACUGACCCUCGCCUUGAUAAACCCCUCAUUGUGCCGCAUGCUUCAUUCGCGUUCGCUACCAGUGUUUGAGACAGUGACUAGGAGAAAGACAUCACCUCUCCAUCAGGCUCACGCCGUUGAAGUAGAUGCAGUCAAAGACGAACAGACAAACGUUGGCAUCUUGAAAAGCAGCUUUCUGCCACAGAGAGAUCGAAAUGAGCAAGAUUAAAUCUGUAUACAAAGCCAAAGCAGUCGUGAAGUUCUCACCUUGUGGACUCCCAGAGUCCCGAAUGGUAGUGGCUUGCUGGUCUUGGUGUCUAUCAGGAGAACCUCAGCGUCCAGGAUCAUGCUGUGUCCUCCAGGAAAGGCCUGAGGGAUGUAGUCCUUGAAGUGGGCCACCUGAACACAACAUCUCUGCUUAGAUAGUCAACGGUUGAGAGGACUUUGGUGCCAUCUUGUGGUAAGAGAGAAAGACGUGAAAACAAGUGAAAGAAUUCGCAAGGCUGUUGCUAUGGAGACGAGAGAGCGCUAGCUGGCAUGCCCGUGUACCUUGUGGGGCAGCACUGGCUUGAGGCUGCGGCUGAAGUAGCUGAAAUUGUCUCCAUUCUUGUGGACCUGAACUCGUUCGCCGUCGUACUUGAUCUCAGAGUACAUGCCGUUGGGACAUUUCUUCAUGGCGUACUCGAUGGAUUUACAAGCCUCAGCCUAGAAAAUAAACACACACACACCCAUUGACUUCAACAAUCCCUUUCAUCUUGUUCCCGUCUUCACUGCAGUUGUGUUUGCACUCACCAGCAUUGGCUGCACGGGGGUCAUGAGUGAAGCCUCGAUGGUCAGAAGUUUGCGAGGUCCCGACCCGUUGGACGCCUCCUGCUGGUUCCUUAACACGCGUUCAAUCACGUCUCCGAGGUUCCGAGAGGCCUUGAAGGCAUCGUAGGCGUUCAGAUCGACGGCAUCUAGACUGAGUCGGUAACACAAAGUCAGAGGUGAUGAAUUUAUUCAAAUGGUAUUUUAGAAGAAGCAUUCUUACACGUGCUUGGCUCCGGCGUUCAUCUUCAAGUCAUGCUUGAUCAGACGGAUGAUGCAUUUGAGGUCAUUGCUGGUGCAUCUGGUGAUAAACAGGUCAUGUGAUUAAUUCAGCUCUAAAUUUAUGGGUAGUCCUGUCUUCCUCUGUUUAUGUUUGAUCCGUUUAAAAGAAUAGAGAUCUGAGUCUGUGACCACGUAACA